UGCCCUCAGUAUCGUUGCUAUUUAACUACUAAUAAAAAUUUAUACAACAAAUCCGAUGCCGUCGUCUUUCAUGACCGUGAUUUAGCCAUAAAUUUAAUAACGAUGCCCAAUGCCAGUGAUCGUCGUCCACAACAACUUUGGGUUUAUUAUAAUAUUGAAUCGCCGCAGUUUACUACCUACUUUUAUAAACAUCCAAAACAGAUCCAACAAAUCAAUUUCAACUGGUCCAUGACUUAUAGGAAGAACAGUGAUAUCGAUGCUCGCUAUGGAUACGUUAUUCCUCGCAUUAAAUCAACAUUAUCAUGGAUUCAUCUAUGGUCAAUUGAUUAUCAUGGCCGUAAAAAGCAUUUAGUAGCAUGGAUGGUUAGCAAUUGCUUAAGCGAACGUUUAAAAUAUGUCAAGGCAUUAGCAAAACAUAUCCCAGUGAAUAUUUAUGGUCGGUGCGGUCAUCAUCGAUGUCAGCAUCCACGCAAUGAUGAUUGCUGGAAAUAUGAAAUGAUACAAUAUAAAUUCUAUUUAGCAUUUGAAAAUUCCAUAUGUACGGAUUAUAUUACUGAAAAAUUUUGGUAUCCAUUGCGCUAUGGGAUUAUUCCAGUUGUCUUAGGUGGCGGAAAUUAUAAAGAAAUUGCUCCACCUCAUUCCUAUAUUGAUGCUAGACAAUUUCCAUCGCUAAAAGCUUUAGCAAACUAUAUGCACAAAGUAGCGCAUAAUAAAUCAUUGUAUAACUCUUAUUUGCGAUGGCGAGAUGAUUGGGAAGUGGUUAUUCCUCGCCAUUGGUGUAAUUUAUGUGCUGCUUUACAUCGGCGUAAUUCAUCAUUACAUUAU
Trichoplax adhaerens is the source of this 825-nucleotide messenger RNA. RefSeq lists its product as uncharacterized. The transcript has a single exon. Gene Ontology annotation, cellular component: membrane. The annotation marks the transcript as partial. Gene Ontology annotation, molecular function: alpha-(1->3)-fucosyltransferase activity. Lineage: Eukaryota; Metazoa; Placozoa; Uniplacotomia; Trichoplacea; Trichoplacidae. The record is from RefSeq and is a predicted model, not a curated record.